Fomitiporia mediterranea MF3/22 is the source of this 1082-nucleotide messenger RNA. Its product is annotated as Clavaminate synthase-like protein. The record is from RefSeq and is a predicted model, not a curated record. Gene Ontology annotation, molecular function: dioxygenase activity. The transcript is spliced from 4 exons. Lineage: Eukaryota; Fungi; Basidiomycota; Agaricomycetes; Hymenochaetales; Hymenochaetaceae. Bases 1 to 1080 code for a protein of 359 amino acids.
AUGCCUGGAAUUACUCUCCCUCCGUUUCCUGAGAAUAUUCCGACACACCCCCUGCUGGUCAUCGACUACGAGCUCUUGAAGGCAGGAGACUCUGCCGAGGCAGAGAAACUCUGGAAAGCCGCCACGGAGUUAGGAUUUUGGUAUCUGAAGAAUCAUGGUGCGGAUGAAGAGGUCGAAGGCAUGUUCGAAAUGGGCCGCGAGACCUUUGAUCUCCCAUUAGAAGAAAAGAUGAAGUUCGUGCACGGAGCUGGCGAAAAUUCCUUCGGGUACAAAGCAGUAGGCUCCUUCGCGACAAAUGAGUAUGGCGAUCCAGACAACGCCGAGUUCAUUAAUGUCGCUAAGGAAGACGCCUUGGCAUAUCCCGAAGUCGUUCGGCGCACCUACCCUUCGACUGUAUACAAGCACAUGGAAUCAACAAUAAUUCCAUUCGCACACAAGUCACUCGGAAUCGUCGACACAAUUUACUCUGUGUUCGAGAAGAAACUCGGUCUACCAGAAGGUGCCAUUCGCGCGUGCCAUCCACUCAUGGAAAAUAGCAACUCCGAAUGUCGUACCAUCAAGUACCCAGCCAAACAUGCUUAUUCGGAAGGACCGAUUGACAAGGCCAAGGUGUCUCUUGGAGCGCACACUGACAUAGGAUCGCUGUCGUUCCUUCAUAAUCGACUUGGAGGGCUUCAGGUCCUUCCUCCUGGAAACCCUGAUUGGCACUACAUCCUCCCUAUCCCUGGACACGCGAUAUGUAACAUCGGGGACGCGCUCGCGCUCUUAUCUGGUGGCAUCUUACGUUCGAAUAUGCAUCGUGUCGUCCCACCGCCUGGUGAACAGUGUCGUUAUGCACGCUGGUCGGCUGUGUUCUUCUCUCGACCGGCUAGCAACUGUCCCCUUCGUGCGUUGGAGGGUACUGUAAUUAAAGAAACGCUCGCUCAGAUAAGUCCUGAGCAAAGGGCGAAAUUCAAUUCAGGUGUGACACAAGGCGAGUGGUACACGAGGAGGGUUGAUAACCAGAGGGCCAAGAACAGGACCGGUCCCGAGACUUGGCGUGCGAGUAGGGGAAUGGAACACACACCAGAUAUCAUCUGAGC